UCUGGUCGCAUCGCCGGUUUACGGUGUACUGGAGAUGGAGGAGGUGUUGGAUCUGAAACUCUGCCUCCUCUCCCCCUGACUGUCAUCGACAAACAACGUGGGACGCUGGAAUUUGUUAUACCACACCACAGAGACUUUUGCACUGCUUUUUAUACACCGUCGCGUCACAAGUACAUCUCGUGUUUCGCGGAGCUGGAAAAUAUGUGUAAACUACUGACAGCGAUAAAAUAAACAUUGCACUAUCACCCGCGGUUGAGUACUCACAAAUGUCAUGCACUGUUCAAGAGCCUUUGCCUUCUGUGACAUUCAGAGGACUUCAUAACAACCAACAUGAAGCAGAUAGAAACCGUUAGAACGUUUUGCCUGUUUUAAAGAACUUUUAAACUUGUAAACAUGGAAGAGACUGACGCUGGGAACGGUACUGGGACGCAGGGCUGUGAGCUGGAGCGUUCUGGAGACGGGGGACUGGAUGAGGUGCAGAUGCAUCUCGCCUGCCUGCCGGAGCGAUACAUGAGGGCUAAGUUUUCCCUCUCCGCCUACAUGUUUUGUUGGACAGUAGUGAAGUUGUGUCAGAGAUUAAGCCCGUCUGCAGUUCUUCCCCAGGCCCCAGCUUUAGAGGACUCUGGGAGUGAAGCAGGCUGUCUGGAAGAUGGGGAGUCUCAGCAGGAUGACCGUGGAGAGCAACAUGACCAUCAGGAAUGGUGUGAGCCAGUUCCUGAAGCAAAAGAGGAAUAUUUUGACACGCACUCAUGGCACAGUGACACUUUCUCUGACCCGAAUCAUGAAACUAAAGACUACUGCAGGACGUCACUCAGCUAUGAGACUGACUCUUGCUCUGUGGGUCAUCUGGACUCACACUCUGCAUUUGUCAAACCCUCACCUUCAGUUAGAGAGAGAAAUCCCUCUUUAGCAAAAAGGCAUCAUGCUGUCUUUGACAGUCUCGGUAGGACAGUGGAUAGAGAGCAAUUGCAAACACAGACUGGAAAUACGGAGAUGAUGCACAUGGAAGUUGAUGGCACUGGGAUGUCUGAUGCUAAGGAUGGUCCGGAAUGUGGGGAGGUUAUCAGCAUUUUUCCAGCAGGACCUGGACUUGAUGAUUCUUCAAGGAAUGGCCUAUCCUAUCCUACACCCCUACUGGAAUUAGAGGACACUUUAGGAUCACAAACACUCACUGAGCCAAGAAGUAAAGACUCAUUGUUCACCCUAAAAAACAGUAAUGGAGCCAAGUCUCACUUUGCUGAAACUUUUGAUGGAAAAUCAAAAUUGGAGCAAAUCAAUAAAAAUAUCAUAGACACUCAUUUAGGAGACAGUGAGCCACACAUACAGUUCACAAGCGAGAAAGAGUUGAAGCAAAAUGAAAUUGACACUAGUAACACUGAAAUACAGAUAAUUGCAUCCAUUGUAAAAAGUGCCGACGCUGAACAUAAUAAAUCGAACACUCAACAUGAUGAGCUGAAUGUUGAUGACAAUAAGAUCAGUUUAUCUGUCUCACCGCAUCUUUCUAUAUAUGAGCCUGUAUCAGUUGAGAAGCUUAUUGAACAGAAAGUUGAGGAGUCAACAGAACACAUCCAAUCACAUAAUUCAGUAGAACACAGCAAAUCACAGGACUCAACAGAAAACAUCCAAUCACAAGCUUCUAUAACAUACAGCCAAUCACAGAAUUCAGUAGAACACAGUCAAUCACUGGAUUCUAUGAAAUGCAACCAAUCACAGAAUUCAGUAGAACACAGGGAAUCACUGGACUCAAUAGAACACAGUCAGUCAGAGGAUUCUGUAGAAUGCAGUCCAUCACAGGAUUCUGUAGAAUGCAGCCAAUCCCAGGUCUCAGUAGAAUACAGCCAAUCACAGACUUCCACAAAAUGCAACCUGUCACAAAAAUUAGUAGAACACAGCCAAUCACAUGAUUCUGUGGAAUGCAACCAAUCACAGAAUUCAGUAGAACACAGGCAAUCACUGGACUCAAUAGAACACAGUCAUUCACAGGAUUCUGUAGAAUGCAGCCAAACACAGGUCUCAGUAGAACACAGCCAAUCACAGGAUUCUAUGGAAUGCAACCAAUCACAGAAUUCAGUAGAACACAAGGAAUCACUGGACUCAAUAGAACACAGUCAUUCACAGAAUUCUCUAGAUUGCAGUCCAUCACAGGAUUCUGUAGAAUGCAGCCAAUCCCAGAUCUCAGUAGAACACGGCCAAUCACAGACUUCCAUAAAAUGCAACCUAUCACAAAAAUUAGUAGAACACAGCCAAUCACAGGAUUCUGUGGAAUGCAACCAAUCACAGAAUUCAGCAGAACACAGUCAUUCACAGAAUUCUCUAGAAUGCAGUCCAUCACAGGAUUCUGUAGAAUGCAGCCAAUCACAGGUCUCAAUAGAACACAGCCAAUCACAGCCUUCCAUAAAAUGCAACCUAUCACAGAAAACAUUAGAACACAGCCAAUCACAGGAUUCUGUGGAAUGCAACCAAUCACAGAAUUCAGUAGAGCACAGGCAUUCACUGGACUCAAUAGAACACGGUCAUUCACAGAAUUCUCUAGAAUGCAACCAAUCCCAGGUCUCAGCAGAACACAGCCAAUCACAGUCUUCCAUAAAAUGCAACCUACCACAGAAAUCAUUAGAACACAGCCAAUCACAGGCCUCAGUAGAAGACAUGCCAUCACAAGAUUUUGUCAAACACAGCCAAUCCAAGGCCCCAGUGGAACACAGCCAAUCACAGGCCACAGUAGAACACAGCCAAUCACAUGCCUCAGUAGAACACAGCCAAUCACAGACUUCCAUGAAAUGCAAUCUACCACAGAAUUCAGUACAACACAGCCAAUCACAGGACACAGUAGAAAAUAUGCCAUCAAAAGAUUUAGUCAAACACAGCCAAUCACAGGACCCAGUAGAUCAUAGUCAGUCACAGAUCUCAGUAGAACACACCCAAUCACAGGAUUCCAUAGAAUGCAGCCAAUCACAGAAUUCAGCAGAACAUAGCCAAUCACUGAAUUCUCUAGAAUGCAAACAAUCACAGGAAUUGUUAGAACACAGCAAAUCACAGGACUUAUUACAAAGCUUCCAGUCACAGGAUUCAAUAGAACACAGCCAAUCACAGGACUCAGUGGAACACAGUCAGUCACACACUUCAUCAGAACACAGACAAUCACAGAAUUCAGUAGAACACAGUCAGUCAAUUACUUUAUCAAAAUACAGGCAAUCACAGAAUUCAGUAGAAUACAAUCAGUCACAAACUUCAUCAAAACGCAAGCAAUCACAGGACUAUGUAGAACACAGCCAACCACAGGAUUCAGUAGAACACAGUCAGUCACACACUUCAUCAGAACACAGGCAAUCACAGAAUUCGGUAGAAUGCAGCCAACCACAGGAUUCCGUACAACACAUGAAAUCACAGGAUUCAGAACAAAACCAAUUACAGAACUCCUUAGUGCAUAGCCAAUCAAAUACUCCACUAGAACACAGCCAAUCACAGUCUUCAGUGGAAGACAGACUAUCACAGGUUGAUUAUAUUGAGGCAAAUUCCAUGAACACCAAGUGGACUGUGACUGAGUCGGACUCUGGUUUUAUUUCAGACACAGUGGCUUAUGAAAAGGGACAAUUAAAACAGGACUGCAUGGACAUUUGCACAGAUUGUGAAGUCAAUCAGUCCUUGAAAACAACUGGAAAGCAUUCAUCAAAGGACACUGACAAAGAACUUGAUUUAAACUUUGAAAAGAAUGACGGUCUAAAUUUCAAAAAGCAGGACUUCAGUGACACACCUGUUGUUUCUGUAUAUGAGUGUUUUGCAGCCGAGAGAGCUUUCUCAAAUGUGCCUAAUGCAACUUCUGCUGGAGUGUCCGAUUCACUGCAUCAGCGUCUGAUCAAUGACAGGACAUCAGAACGGUCAGAUCUGCAGGACAGAACUCAUUAUGGUCAACAAAAUUGGCCAGUAUUACAAAUGCACAGUGAAAAAGAGGAUUACUCAGUUAGUAGAUAUCACAUGGACAGUUUUUGUUUGCAGGACAUUGGGCAAACAUAUUCGGAGGAACAUAAGCCUGAGGCAGAUGUUUACAAAACCCAUCAGUGCCCUAAUAGUAGAAUUAAUUUUAACAAACUGGGUGAAUUCCCUGAAGCACAAGUUUGUGUUAACUCUAAAAGUUUUGAUAAUAAAGAUGGUGACGUUUUAGAUGGAACACAGAAGGCUAGCAACAUGCAUCACACUAUUAAAGGGUACCAGAAAGAAUGUACAGUAGUUCCCUCGAUAGAACAGUCAGUAAUUUACUCUGACCAUUUGGGAUGCGUAGAAUAUACUAGGCCCAAGUCAUUGAGUGUUGCGUGUCCUGACAUGAAGACAGCUGAAGCCGAUGGUUGUCCGGUAGAUUGUCCUGUCGAAUCUUUGGCUAGUCUUUUUGAGAUUUCCUAUGACAAAUCUUCAGCCAUCCCUACAGAUGUUUGCUUUGAGCUCAGUGAUGGCCUUCAAAUGAACUGUAAACAAUUAGCACAUUGCGCUAUAGAAUAUAAAGAGACCUCCAAACAAUUUCACCAACCCAACACCUUGUCUGACAAGCAAACAAGGCAAAAUGAGUCAGUUAAAACAACUGAGUCGGAUGUUGAUAUUUUGUCUAGUGCAUGUUCUGAUCCUUUCACAAAUGCACAGUCUCCUUUUGAUUAUUCCCAGCUGAACAGCAGAAACCAUGAAUACAGCUCAGACACAAAUAAUAACAUUAAAGCCAUUACUUUAGAAGAUUGCGCCUCAGGUGUACAAAUGUCUUUGCCUAGUUCUUUGCAAAAAUACAGUAGGUUUACUAACAAUGCUGGAUGUUUAGUCUCAAAGGGGGGUGAGAGCAAAGAUAGUGAAUCUUUUAGUGCCCCUGCUGGUCAGGCUACCUCCUUCAAAGCACCUGACUUGAAGAUUGCAAUGGACAGCAAAGAUAAUGUUCAGAAACCUUCAGACAUAGAUGUUUGUAGCAGCCACAAAGAGGUUACUCAAAAGCAGCUCUGUGAUUGCCAUAAUGGGAAGAAGUGCCAGCUUCACUCAUCUUCAGUGGAGGGAGAGCAGACUGCGGGAGGAUUUGAGUUCAAGGACACAGACGGCAUCUGCCAGAGCAGUACUGCAGUGUUGCAAACCUUGAGUCCCGAAAACACAGAUGACCAUUACAGCACACAUGGAGAGAUUAAUUCAGACUCUACAAAUUGUGAAUUUCCCCAUAUUGUCCAUUUGCUUGCACACAAACACCCAGAGCUCUCUCAAGAGGAAAGCAUAUUACCACUGAGUGGCUCUCUCAAGGUCGAUGAUACUUAUGUAUUAGAAAACAUGGAGAGAAGACUUGAAACAUUCACAACAAUCUCUCCUGAAAUCACUGAUUCCUUAUGUGAAACUUCUGAUCUUCUUUGUAAGCAGUCUUUGCAACUGCACAACUCAGAGAUCAAGGGUGCAUUUGUUACAUGUUGUCGAAUUUUACCCAUCACUAAUUUAGAAGCUAUUUUGGAGUCAGACCGUUCACUGGAGAGCUCAUUUGUGAUGGAGAAUGGACUGGAGGAGCAACAGAGAGGAAGUCCAUUAUCAGAAGGUUUAUUCAAUGAGAAAUGGAGCUCUUGUGAUGACGCUACAAAACACCCACAUGACAACAUUUCUGCCAUGUGUACAAAAGCCAAUGUAGCCUUUGUCAAGAAUGAACCAGAUGCUGGAGAAACAAUGAGCUCUUUAUCGAAUGAGUUCGAUAGCAGUGAUGGCCAUAGUGUUUCCAGUUUUGUGUCACAAGACCAUGACUCCAGUACUAACAGUGAGGAGACGGAGGACAGCACUCAAUCAUCAUCUAGCCUUCGUGGUUCUGCAAGAAAUAAGAGAACCCAAUCAGGGAAGGGCUCUAUGUUUUCUGUUUUUUCUCGAAUACCCUCAUUCCGCAAGACCAAACGAGAACACAAAGGCAAUAACAAGGUUGACACGGAAGUUAAGGACUUCAUUGUGGAUGGAGAUGAACGGGACGAGGUGAAGUACAGUAGGUCACUCACACGUAACAAAUCCAACCCUUCGCUGUACAAGACCAGUAUUUCUCAAAGUACAGAUCAUCUCACAGACAUUACAAAGUUUGCUGACCACUCCAAUGAUGACAUUUUUGAAAAGGCUUUCGCUUUAAUGAAAUCCCAAAAUGUGUAUCAGCCGCAGCAGCACAAAGAUGGAGAUGCACAGAAUUUUAGAGCUUCCCCAACAACAGAGGGAUUGCAACAAAAAAGAAGCAAGAGUACCGAUAACUUAAACUUACGAAUGAAGCUCGCAAUGGCUCACAAGUCUCUGUCUAGCCUGUUUGAGUCCAGAUAUCCAGAGAGGGACAACCAGGAGCAGACCUUGCAGUCAGAGAAUGAGGAGGUGAAAACCAAGCAGUCCUGGAGGAAGAUGAAACAUUAUAAGGAAGCAGAACUUUACAAAAGAACUCUAUCGGUUCCUGGGACGGUCUGUGACAAGUCCACACAUCAGAGCCAUAUUGAUUGUGCCUUCUGUUCUCCUCAAAACAGGUCCAGACUUAACAGCUCACCGGCUUCCCAAAAGAGUUUUAGGAACACAUGCCAUUUUGACCCACAGAGUUUGAAAUCUGCAUCUCAGGAACAGUCUGAAGACAGUAAAUGUUUGGAAGGAGGUGAGCUGCCUUAUGCCGCUUCCUCAGAUUCUGACCAGGCCUCAGUAGAUGGCUUUGAGUCCAAUGUAGAGGAUAGGUCACAGUCACCUGUACACCCCACUGUUCUUGCACUCGCAACCCAGAUGUCACCUACCUGGACCAGGUCUCUCAGCUGUUUUGAGACCACUGAUACUCCCACACGGCCCAUGAGCCCCAAACCUCUUAGUCCUGGUCUGGGCUGGACAAACCGGAGGAGCUUCCGUUACCCCUCGAGAUCCGUUGCAUCCUCUCUCUGCUCUCUUGGUCAGGGAGUGAGCACUGACGUUCUCUCUGAUCCACCUCAGAGGCCGACGUCUCUAAAACCAAGGACAGCACAACUCACUACAGCCCAGUCUUUUGAUUCUGAAUACUUACUAGAGGACAGCAGUUCAGACAGCCAUUCUCAGAAUAGCCUGAAUUCAGCAUCCCUGAUAAACAAACCAGAGCAUGUACAGCGCAGUACUGAGCCAGCCAUCCAGUCACCAGAGAGAAGACAACAAGGAAAUUCAUGUGUGCUUCGGGUGAAGUCCAGAGAGCAGGGUCCGGCUGCACCCAGACCCAUCUCAGACCUCUACAGUUGGACCAUGUCUCUUCAGGGAAUCAGAGAGGUGGCGCUUGACCUGGAAAGGAAGAACAAUACGACUGAAGCACAUCUACGCUCAUGCUCCUAUGAAACGUUGACUGACGUGGAGAACAUCCGUAAAAAGAAGCUUAGCAUGCAGCAAAGUUUGCGCCAGCUUAGCACACCAACUUCUGAGAAGCACGAGAAAUUGCGCGCUAGACUCUCUCUCACUUCUCCGGAGCAAUUCCCCUCUGUUCCUCUCAAAGACCACUUCUUCUCCCAGAGCACACCCGUUGGACUGGACUUUUUGGGCUGGCCUAAUCGUGUGUUGGUUUCAGAAUCGAAUCUCAGCACACCAGCACAAGAGGCACAUGGACAGGUCACUCCUCUAGCGUUGGUGAUAACUGAUGGACCGCAGGAUAAGUCUGGCCUUGCGGAUGAGGUGGGGAGUGAAGAUGACUUGUACAAUGAGUUUCGAAGCUCCUCCAACCGAUUUGGACACCCAGGAGGAGGAGGAGAGCAGCUGGCCAUAAAUGAGCUGAUCAGUGAUGGCAGCGUGUGCGCGGAGGCUCUAUGGGACCAUGUCACCAUGGACGACCAGGAGCUCGGCUUCAAAGCUGGAGACGUCAUCGAAGUAGUGGACGCCACAAACAAGGAGUGGUGGUGGGGCCGGGUGUUGGACAGCGAGGGCUGGUUCCCCGCCAGCUUUGUUCGGUUACGGGUGAACCAAGAUGAGCCCAUGGAGGAAUACUUAGCCCAUCUGGACGGGGCCUCGGAGGGGUGUGGUGCCAGCAUGGGGGGCCCCUUAGGGCCCGGCCUGCCCUGCAAGGAGCAGAUGAGAGCCAAUGUCAUCAAUGAGAUCAUGAGCACAGAGAGGGAUUACAUCAAACACCUGAAGGACAUCUGUGAGGGCUAUAUAAAACAGUGUCGGAAGAGGACAGACAUGUUUACCGAAGAGCAACUGCGCACUAUCUUUGGCAACAUCGAUGAACUCUACCGCUUCCAGAAGAAGUUCCUCAAAGCUUUGGAGAAGAAAUUUAACAAAGAUCAUCCUCACCUCAGCGAGAUUGGCUCCUGCUUCUUAGAACACCAAACAAACUUCCAGAUCUACUCUGAGUAUUGCAACAACCACCCCAAUGCCUGCGUUCAACUCUCCAAACUGAUGAAGAUCAAGAAGUACGUGUUCUUCUUUGAGGCCUGUCGCCUGCUCCAGAAGAUGAUUGACAUUUCGUUGGAUGGAUUCCUGCUUACUCCUGUUCAGAAGAUUUGCAAGUACCCUUUGCAGCUGGCUGAACUGCUGAAGUACACCAACCCACAGCACAGAGAUUAUAAGGAUGUAGAAGCUGCCUUAAACGCAAUGAAGAAUGUGGCCAGGCUGAUCAAUGAGAGGAAGAGGCGUCUGGAGAAUAUUGACAAAAUUGCUCAGUGGCAGAGCUCCAUAGAGGACUGGGAGGGUGAAGACAUCUUGAGCAGGAGCUCUGAUCUGAUUUUCUCAGGAGACCUGACCAAGAUCUCCCAGCCACAGGCCAAAGGCCAGCAGCGAAUGUUCUUCCUCUUUGACCACCAAUUGGUUUUCUGUAAGAAGGAUCUGCUUCGGAGGGACAUCCUGUACUACAAGGGGCGGUUAGACAUGGAUCAGAUGCAAGUGGUGGAUGUAGAGGAUGGGAAGGAUAAGGACUUUAACGUGAGUGUGAAGAAUGCCUUGAAAUUGUGUUCUCCUGGAGGAGAGGAGGUCCAUCUCCUGUGUGCCAAGAAACCCGAGCAGAAGCAGCGCUGGCUGCGAGCCUUUGCAGAUGAGCGGGAACAGGUCCAGCAUGACCUCGAAACAGGUUUUACGAUCACCGAGGUCCAGAAGAAGCAGGCCAUGUUGAAUGCAUCUAAAAGUCAUCCAACAGGGAAGCCCAAAGCUGUGACCAGGCCCUACUAUGACUUCCUGCUGCGUCAGAAGCACCCCACGCUCCCCACCUCCCUGCCCCAGCAGCAGGUCAUCAUGUUGGCCGAACCCAAACGCAAGACCUCCAAUUUCUGGCACAACAUCGGACGCUUGACACCGUUCAAAAAAUGAGGGACUCGGUACAUUCGCGGUUGUGCCUGAACUUGUGUUUUUAUCCCAGUGUAACAUGUUUAUUUUUAUUGUCCAAUUGCGAAAGCACUUUAUGGGUUUGUUACAAUCACAGCAUCACUCCCAGACGUUGUCGGACAUCACGGGAGGGCAUUCCUGCUAUGUUAAUAACGUCGAAAAAAGACGGCUACUACUGCUCAACCGCUCCACUUCCCGACUAAUACGACUACUGCUGCAAGUCAUCAUCGUACGGACACGCUUCAUCAAAAGAGCCCCGCUUGAAGAGAGGACUUCUUUAUAUGUCGGUUAAUUUAUUUCCAAGUUUUCAAUGUAUGCCAGCUAUCCACAGUGCCCAACUACUAGCUUUUGUAUGUAAUUUGAUACUUUUGUGUAACCCAUGAUAAUGUUUCAAGUUUCAAAGGGUUCCGCACAAGACGAAAGUAGACCGUGUUGAGAUUUAUUACUGUAUAACUUCCAAGGCUGUCACACGAAGUCCGUCGAUAUCAUGUCAGUCUGUGUAUGCAACUAUCACCUUCUCCGAACUUUCUCCUCAUGAAGCCUCUAAAAUGAUGCUUAGACGACGUCCCAUCAGUACUCACCGUUUCAGAUGAGUGUUUCAUGUAUGUGCUCAUUUGAUUCUGCUGCCUAAUGACUCCUCUGUAACGAACUUCUCUUUGAAGUGCCAUUCCAAACGUAACCCAGAUGUUGUGAUGGGGGGUUGCAUGAAUUUGCUGUGAAACUCGACAUUUUCAACCCAAAUAAAAUUCUCAAUAUUCUGUCAUUCUGAUAGAUAACGGUACUAUUAAAUUAAAGAGUAUCUUUGACAGUUGUCAAAUAUGUACAGUAUAUGAUUAUCUUCAACCACAAAACAAAGUAUGUUAAUAAAAAGCAUUUGUAAGUGUUAUGAAUCUGA
Megalobrama amblycephala (Wuchang bream) is the source of this 10162-nucleotide messenger RNA. It is a transcript of the gene arhgef4, whose product is annotated as Rho guanine nucleotide exchange factor (GEF) 4. Gene Ontology annotation, biological process: intracellular signal transduction. NCBI's taxonomy places the organism in Eukaryota, Metazoa, Chordata, Actinopteri, Cypriniformes, Xenocyprididae. The coding region runs from base 394 to 9252 and encodes 2952 amino acids. The transcript has 16 exons. Gene Ontology annotation, molecular function: protein binding; guanyl-nucleotide exchange factor activity. The record is from RefSeq and is a predicted model, not a curated record.